CCCGCCUCCACCAUAUCCACUUAUCCACCUUCCACAAUCGCCAAUGCCCACCAUAGCCACUACUCGUUUGCUCCGUUCUCAUCGCACUUAACCUCCCGUGCCGCACACCCCGCUGGGGGCCGCCCCCACUUUUCUUUCUUGCCCCUCUUCUCCCUCUCAUCACCUUCCACUCAUCAUGUCCGCGUCCAAGCCAACCACCACCGUCGUCGCAGAGCAGGCCGUCCUCCCCGGCCGCCUCGACUAUGUCCCCGUGUCCAUCGACAUUGCCGAUGGCAAGAUUGCGGCUGUUCGAAGUGGUCUCGAGCCUGCGCCGGGCGCGCAUGUUAUCCGCGUACCGAAGGGCAAGGUGCUGCUCCCCGGUCUGAUCGACACACAUGUCCACCUGAAUCAGCCGGGGCGCACCCAGUGGGAGGGCUUCGCGACGGGCACGCAGGCCGCAGUCUCGGGCGGCGUCACCACCCUCGUAGACAUGCCCCUCAACUCGAUUCCGCCUACGACGACCGUGGCCAACUUGAGGGAGAAGCAAGCUGCGGCGAAGGACGCCGGGAUUGCAUGCGACACGGGCUUCUGGGGCGGCAUUAUCCCCGGCAACGCCGGCGACCUCGUGCCGCUCGUCAAGGCCGGCGUGAAGGGCUUCAAGUGUUUCCUCCUCCACUCUGGCGUGGACGAGUUCCCGCACGUCAGCGAGCAGGACAUCCACGACGCUUGCUCCGCACUCAAGGGCACCGACGCACUGGUCAUGUUCCACGCCGAGCUCGACCCGCACGGACACAACGACACGAGCGGCCUCGUGCCCGCAAGCUGGGGAAGUGUGUUGAGCAUCGGCCUCGCCGUCGCCCUCGGCACGAUCGUUCACGCGCGCAACACGGGCCAAGCAAUGCUCGGCACUGUCGCGACCGGCAUUGCCAGCUUCCUCGGCGUUACGCUCGCCACCUACCUUUCGCCAUGGAAGCCGCAGCACCUCGCCGUCGACGGUGGCCCGGGCCCCAACCAAAUCGCCAUGGCCCUCACUGUCGGCCCCGCACUCGGCGUCACCGUCGGCGCCUACAUCAUGGGCAUGGACCAGAUCCGCAACUACGCGCCUCUUGCCAUUCCCAUCAUGGGCGCCGUGUUUGCAGGCUCCUACCUCGCCUCGGGUGGCGAGUACGCCGCGUGGCUCGCGACCCGCCCGCCAAAGAUGGAGGAGGACGCGCUCCAGCUCGUCCUCCGCAUCUGCCGCGCGUUCCCCGACCUCCGCUUCCACAUCGUCCACCUCUCAGCGGCAAGCGCGCUGCCUGCCCUCCGCGCCGCCCGGGCCGGCACCGACGGUGGCGCGCCCGUCAAGAACCUCACCGUCGAGACAUGCUUCCACUACCUCUGCCUCGAGGCCGAGAAUGUGCCUCGCGACGCGGCACAGUUCAAGUGCUGCCCGCCCAUCCGUGACGCUAAGAACCGCCGCGCCCUCAUCAAGGCCGUCAAAAACGGGGAGAUCCAGUAUGUCGUCUCGGACCACUCGCCGUGCACCCCCGAGCUCAAGAAGGGCGGGUUCAUGUCUGCCUGGGGCGGUGUCUCGUCCCUCGGCCUCGGACUCCAGCUCCUCCACACCGAGCUCGAUGUCGGAGUCCCCCGUCUCGUCGAGUGGCUUGGCAUCAAUCAGGCCCGCCAGGUCGGCCUCGAGGGCAUCAAGGGCGAGCUCAAGGCCGGCUACGAUGCCGAUUUCGUUAUUUUCGAUCCCGAGGCAUCAGAGGUCAUCACCAAGGACCACCUCCUCUUCCGUAACAAGGUUUCGCCUUACCUCGGCAAGACUGUCCGCGGUCGCGUUGAGCAGACCUACCUCCGCGGCCGCAAGGUGUUUGAUUACAGCGAAGGCGUCACCGACAAGACGUCCGGUCAGUUCCAGGUGUAGUGAGUUGCCCAUGCCGCUAUUCGCACCGCCUGAUAGAGGCAGAGCCGGCAGACGACUCGUCUAAGAAAUCAGUACUAUCUAGACAUUAGGAACCCGCGGCCAUAUUGAUACACAUCCUGCAUGUUACAACCAUCACAAAUUACCUGGGGCAAGCUCAAUUUAACGCGCUUUGCGUCGCGCCACAGCUGGCCCGCU
Molecule: messenger RNA, 2080 nt
Organism: Cutaneotrichosporon oleaginosum
Lineage: Eukaryota; Fungi; Basidiomycota; Tremellomycetes; Trichosporonales; Trichosporonaceae
Biological process (GO): purine nucleobase catabolic process
Cellular component (GO): cytoplasm
Molecular function (GO): allantoinase activity
Source: RefSeq, a predicted model, not a curated record